AUGUUUGGACAGAAGAGCUGUGGAAAUGCCAAUUCAGUGACUUUGCCAGAGACAUUAUUGUUCGUUUCAACUCUUGAUGGGAGUUUACAUGCAGUCAGCAAGAGAACAGGGUCAAUUAAAUGGACUUUAAAGGAAGAUCCUGUACUUCAGGUGCCACUGCACAUGGAAGAUCCUAGGCCAGCAUUUCUUCCUGAUCCUAAUGAUGGAAGUCUCUACACUCUUGGUGGCAAGAAUAAUGAAGGCUUAACUAAACUGCCAUUCACCAUCCCAGAGCUUGUCCAGGCUUCCCCUUGCCGCAGUUCCGAUGGAAUUCUAUACAUGGGGAAGAAGCAGGACAGCUGGUAUGUAGUAGACCUUGCAACAGGAGAAAAACAGCAGACUUUAACCUCUUCAUUUGCUGAAAGCUUGUGCCCAUCUACCUCACUGCUGUAUCUUGGUCGAACAGAGUAUACCAUCACCAUGUACGACACCAAGAGUAAGGAACUCCGCUGGAAUGCCACCUACUUCAAUUACGCGGCAACAUUGCCUGAUGAAGACGCCCAAUAUAAAAUGUCUCACUUUGCAUCUAAUGGAGAUGGACUAGUGGUGACCGUGGACAGUGAGUCGGGCGAUGUCUUGUGGAUCCAGAAUUACGGCUCCCCUGUUGUAGCUUUUUACAUCUGGCAGCGGGAAGGCUUAUGGAAAGUGAUGCACACCAACGUGGGAGUAGAAACCCUGCGCUACUUGACGUUCAUGUCCGGUGAAGUUGGGCGCAUCACUAAGUGGAAAUAUCCAUUUCCCAAAGAAACGGAGGCCAAAAGCAAACUAAUGCCAACCCUUUAUGUAGGGAAAUACUCUACCGGCUUAUAUGCUUCGCCAUCGAUGGUACACGAAGGAGUGGCUAUUAUGCCUCGGGGAAGUCCCAUUCCAUUGAUAGAAGGCCCCAAAAUACAAGGGAUCACCAUUGAAGAAUGUGUGAUCACCCCAAGUACAGAUCUAAGGUUUCAGCCUGGAUUCAAAUCAAAGAAAGGACUCCAUUUUCUGAGGAACCACUGGCUUUUAAUAGGGCAUCAUGAGACCCCAUUAUCAGCCUCAACCAGGAUCCUGGAGAAAUUUCCAAGCAACUUGCCUAAACGUCAGGAAAAUGUGAUCCCGGCAGAUUCAGACAAAAAAGUUUUUGAAGAGGCAAUUAAUAUGGCCGGCAGUCCCGGGAAGAAUUUGCCGCACCCUGUUCCAGAGACGGCUGCAGAGACAACCAGCCAAACCACGACCCGACCAGAGGCUCCAGUGGAUUCCAUCUUGAAGGACUUUGCCACCGUUCUCUUGAGCACUUUCCUGCUUGUUGGCUGGGUAGCCUUUGUUAUUACCUACCCCAUGAACAUGCACCAUCAGCAACAGCACCAACAGUUCCAGAAACAGAUAGAAGAGAAGCUACAGUUGUUGAAGCAACAGCCUUUCAGACCUCCCAUAGAUCUUCCUCCUGAGGCAGAACUUCUGGAAGGUUCUUGUGUCAGGCAAGAUGGCUCAGCCACCAGUUCACCAAGUAUGUCGCCGAAGACGUCAAACCACUCUGCGUACUCCAAUCUCUCCGUCUCUGAUGUUGGAAGCUGCCUUUCCACCGAACCUGAAGGAGAUGGAAAGUCAGGCACCAUUGUGGUUGGAAAGAUUUCAUUCAAUCCGAAGGAUGUCCUUGGACAUGGAGCCGAGGGAACAAUUGUUUACAGGGGCACGUUUGACAACAGAGAUGUUGCUGUGAAGAGAAUUCUCCCCGAAUGUUUCAGUUUUGCUGACCGGGAGGUCCAGCUGCUCCGUGAAUCUGAUGAACAUCCUAAUGUAAUCCGCUAUUUCUGCACAGAGCGGGACCGCCAGUUCCAGUACAUUGCUCUGGAACUCUGCGCUGCCACCUUGCAGGAGUAUUUGGAACAGAAGGACUUUGGCAAUCACGGCUUGCAGCCAAUCACCCUCUUACAGCAGACCAUGUCUGGUCUGGCUUAUCUUCACUCUCUCAAUAUAGUCCACAGAGACUUGAAGCCCCACAACAUCCUCAUCUCUAUGCCGAACGCCCAUGGCAAGGUAAAAGCCAUGAUUUCCGACUUUGGCCUCUGCAAGAAGCUUGCAGUUGGCAGGCACAGUUUUAGCCGCCGGUCUGGAGUUCCAGGCACCGAAGGUUGGAUUGCUCCAGAGAUACUGAGUGAGGACUGCAAAGAGAAUCCAACCCACACGGUGGAUAUUUUUUCAGCUGGCUGUGUUUUCUACUAUGUGGUAUCGGAAGGCAACCAUCCGUUUGGCAAAUCCCUGCAGCGGCAAGCCAACAUUUUACUGGGCGCAUACAGUCUGGAUUGCCUAAAUUUAGAGAUCCAUGAGGACAUUGUUGCACGUGACUUGAUGGAGCAAAUGAUAAAUAUGGAUCCUCAGAAACGGCCUUCGGCUAAUUGUGUCCUGAAGCACCCUUUUUUCUGGAGCCUAGAGAAGCAGCUUCAAUUUUUCCAGGAUGUGAGUGACCGGAUAGAAAAAGAAUCUCUAGAUGGUCCGAUAGUGAAGGAGCUGGAGAGAGGAGGAAGAACUGUGGUGAAGAUGGACUGGAGAGAGCACAUAACCGUCCCGCUACAGACAGAUCUUCGAAAAUUCCGGUCCUAUAAAGGGGGCUCAGUAAGAGAUCUCUUGCGGGCAAUGAGGAACAAGAAACAUCACUAUCGAGAAUUGCCUCCCGAGGUACAGGAGACUCUGGGAUCUGUCCCAGAUGAUUUUGUGGCCUACUUUACUUCGCGUUUUCCUCAUCUCCUGCUGCACACUUACAAUGCUAUGCGCAUCUGCUGCCUGGAAAGACUGUUUCAGCCUUAUUACAUGCAGAACUCGGCCAGGCAGCUGUUUUUGGGAGAUGCUGCUUGACGGUUGGAGUUGUCUUGCAUAUCACAGGGCCGAGCAAUCGGCCUGCCUUAGCAGGGUGACUUGACAGACUGCAAAAGAGUGAACCAAACCAAA
Messenger RNA from Protobothrops mucrosquamatus (brown spotted pit viper), 2961 nucleotides. It is a transcript of the gene ERN1, whose product is annotated as endoplasmic reticulum to nucleus signaling 1. NCBI's taxonomy places the organism in Eukaryota, Metazoa, Chordata, Lepidosauria, Squamata, Viperidae. Gene Ontology annotation, cellular component: IRE1-TRAF2-ASK1 complex. Gene Ontology annotation, biological process: intrinsic apoptotic signaling pathway in response to endoplasmic reticulum stress; IRE1-mediated unfolded protein response; mRNA processing. The record is from RefSeq and is a predicted model, not a curated record. Gene Ontology annotation, molecular function: RNA endonuclease activity; ATP binding; protein serine/threonine kinase activity. The transcript has 22 exons. Bases 1 to 2868 code for a protein of 955 amino acids.